GGCAGGCGCGCGGCGAGAGUCGGCGCGAGCCUCUUCCCUCACGCGGCCGCGGCGCCGGACCCGGAAGUAGUGGCCGUCGCGGCGGCGGCGGCGGCGGCGGCGGCGGGAUGGGGGAGUCGAUCCCGCUGGGCGCGCCGGUGCCGGUGGAGCAGGCCGUGCUGGAGACCUUCUUCUCCCACCUGGGCAUCUUCUCCUACGACAAGGCCAAGGACAAUGUGGAGAAGGAGCGGGAGGCCAACAAGAGCGCGGGGGCCAGCUGGCUGGCCCUGCUGGCCGGGCUGGCGCACCUGGCCGCCGCCGAGAAGGCCUACCACAGCAUGACCUUCCUGGGCCAGAAGCUAGGUGGUCAGUCAUUCUUCAGCCGAAAGGACUCCAUCCGAACCAUCUACACAUCUCUGCAUAAUGAGCUGAAGAAGGUGGUGGCGACGGGUCGCAAUGCACUAGGAGGAACAGCUCCUCACUUGGAAGAGCUGCUUUCUCACCUGUCUGAACAGCUCUGUUUUUUUGUUCAGGCUCGGAUGGAAAUUGCUGACUUCUAUGAAAAAAUGUACACGCUCAGCACCCAAAAGUUCAUUAACUCUGAGGAACUGGUAAACAUUUUGGAAUCCAUCUUAAAGAAAUACAGCUCAAGAUUUCAUCAUCCAAUCCUCAGUCCUCUUGAAAGCAGUUUCCAGCUGGAAGUAGAUGUGCUUGCACAUCUCUUAAAGGCUCAGGCUCAGAUCUCAGAGUGGAAGUUCCUUCCAUCCCUGGUCAACUUGCACAGUGCUCACACAAAACUACAGACUUGGGGCCAAAUUUUUGAGAAGCAGCGAGAGACCAAGAAACAUCUGUUUGGAGGGCAGUCUCAGAAGGCUGUACAACCUCCGCACCUCUUUCUGUGGCUGAUGAAGCUCAAAAACAUUCUCCUUGCCAAGUUUAGCUUUUACUUUCACGAGGCCCUCAGUCGCCAAACAACAGCAUCUGAAAUGAAAACUUUGACUGCUAAAACAAAUCCUGAUUACUUUGGGAAAAUUUCCAGCUUCAUCCGGAAGUAUGAUGCCGUCAAUGUUUCCUUAAUUUUUGACAAUCGUGGAUCGGAGAGUUUUCAGGGACAUGGUUAUCAUCAUCCCCAUUCUUACAGGGAAGCCCCCAAAGGCGUGGAUCAGUACCCUGCAGUGGUGUCUCUGCCCAGCGACAGACCUGUUAUGCACUGGCCCAAUGUAAUCAUGAUUAUGACUGAUAGAACCUCUGACCUCAACAGUUUGGAGAAGGUUGUUCACUUCUACGAUGACAAAGUCCAAAGCACGUACUUUCUGACUCGCCCCGAACCUCACUUUACCAUUGUAGUUAUUUUUGAGUCCAAGAAGUCAGAAAGGGACUAUCAUUUUAUUUCUUUUCUCAAUGAAAUUUCACAUUCCCUUAAGAACUCCAAAGCUUUUGCAAGCUUGAAGCCUGGAUCCAAAGGGUAAAAUACAAACUACUUACAAGUUGUCAAGGCAGUAUGCCAGCCUUGGGGGAGUUGUAGCUUUCAAGGAUUACGUAAAUUCAUGAUUCUCAGAGUCUAAUUAAAAAGGAACCAUUAUUUUUAAUGUUAUAAGUUCCUUUUUUUUAAGCUAACAGACACUUGAAGAAAAGUAUUUUUGGGCAGUACUCAGUGGGGCAGCCUAAUUGUGGGGUGCUGAAUGGCCACAGUAGGAUUUUUUUUGUGUGGUUUUCAAUUUUCAGUAUGAUUUAUUUUUUCAGUCAACAGCUUUGUUGCCUGUAUCAGAAAAGGAAUAUGUGCACUUUAUCUUAGUCUGAUCAUUGACUGUCUUCUACAGAGUUUAUUGAAAAUGUGGUGAGGAUGGAAGAUACUAUCUUUUCAGAAAACUGCGUUGCCUGACAGGAAUGAUUUCUGGGAACUAAACACUGAUACAAGGGAAUAUUAAAAAAAGCAAACCUGCAAGGACACAUUUUAAAUAAAAAUAUGAGAAUCACAAAAGGCACUAUUGUUAAUUAUAACUUAGUUUUCAAAUGGUUUAAAAUUAUAAUUGAGGUCUCUGUUAAGCACCAGUCUUUAUUUCGAACACCCUGUGUCAUACAGCUUUGUCAUUGCUCCAGAAUGCAGGAUGCGGCAAGAAGAGCUGCAGCAUGGGCUGGAAGGCCAGUAUUCACUGGAGUGUUGUGACAUUGUGUGUCCAGUACCAGUCUUGGCUCAGAUUAACAGACGGAGACAAGCUGGGGUUGAGCAAGUAUUCUAGAAGGAACAGCUCCAUGGAAAAAGCAGCAAAGCUCUUUUCAAAUUGUGCUUUUGUUUGGCUAACUUGGGGGGGGGGGGGCAGUAGGAAAUGCCCUUUAAAUGAGUUAUUUUCUAAUUUGCUGUUAGGGUCAACCUGGAUUUGUUUUCAGAUUUUUAUAAGUAUGUAGUUUUUUCUUUCUGUUCAGUUUUAAAUAAUUUCACAAUUAAGCCAAAUAACAUUUGGAAUUUGGAGUUAAAUUUAUAGCCUAUGCAGUAUGUUUACCUCAUUCUAAAAUGUCUCUUUCACCAUUUACUUCUAGGCUGCAGGUUUGGAAAAAAUACGUUUUCUAGUUGCACUGAAAGUGCUUUAUUCUGGAAAUCGGUAUUUCCAAAUACAAAAAAAGGGUCAAUUUGGCUGUACCUGUAGCCUUAUAUUGCAUGACUCUUCUGACUGUUAGCUCUGCAGUUGUGCAAGCACUUUCAUGGGAAUUCAGGAGGACUGAUAUUGGUCUGCUGUAUGAUGUAUUUUAAGUGUGGUAAAGUUAGAUCCUUAGUUGACACUGUGUAAGGUAUAACAUCAUCAGGCUUAUUUUUAAAGGGAGUUUAAGUCAGAAUGUUGGUUUCUGUUAAGACUGAAAUAUAAAAGAUACCAUUGCAGAUGUGGCUUUUACUGAUUCCCUUUCUCUCCCACAAAAGGUUAUGGUAACUUGUCUUGGCUCUUGCUGCAAGUACUGAUUUCUUUACAAUGACAUAAGCAUGUUCUGUUCUUGAAAUGUAAGCUCUGACUUUCCACUUUGUGCCAAAUAGAGCCUUCCAUGCUUUGCUAUAAUUAUAUGUUAGUCUGUUGUGAAUAUCUGUGCUACUGCCUUUCACCUGAAGUCUUAGUCUGACUGCAGUAUCACUCUCAAAAGUUCAGAGUCUGCUCCUUGCCAUUGGAAAAUAACAGGAGUUGCAAAUACACCAGCAACUGGAGGGCACUGGUUGUAACAGCGUUACACUUUGCAGCUUGAAUUGCCCUUUUAACAGGACAAAGUUGCAAAUGACAGUAUUGAGAGAGUCUGUGUGCUUCCCUCUGUGGGACAGUGACCUUGUAAUAACAUUGUACUACUGACUUCCUCAGCCUGAGUAACAGAAGAGAGGCUGUCACCAGAACUGAUUCCCAGUCGUCGGCAGUGUAAUAAAGUGUUGUACAAAUUC
Harpia harpyja (harpy eagle) is the source of this 3394-nucleotide messenger RNA. It is a transcript of the gene KICS2, whose product is annotated as KICSTOR subunit 2. The coding region runs from base 108 to 1448 and encodes 446 amino acids. The transcript has 3 exons. The record is from RefSeq and is a predicted model, not a curated record. Gene Ontology annotation, biological process: protein localization to lysosome; cellular response to glucose starvation; cellular response to amino acid starvation. NCBI's taxonomy places the organism in Eukaryota, Metazoa, Chordata, Aves, Accipitriformes, Accipitridae. Gene Ontology annotation, cellular component: KICSTOR complex.